CAUCCUGGUGCUUCCUGUGUAGCUGAGGGACUGACUGUACGCGGCACUUUCCUGUAUGCGGCUAACAGCGAGUUUAUGUAGUAAAAACGACGGGAACGUAUUAUCUGCUGUUGUGUAACAGCUCCGGCCACAUCAGCACUCUAGCAAAAUGGCCAUGCAAGCGCACUAUGAAGCCGAAGCCACAGAGGAAGAGCAUUUUGGACCACAGGCAAUAUCCAGAUUAGAGCAAUGUGGGAUAAAUGCAAAUGACGUCAAGAAACUGGAGGAGGCCGGGUUCCACACAGUAGAAGCAGUGGCUUAUGCUCCAAAGAAGGAACUGCUCAAUAUAAAAGGCAUCAGUGAGGCUAAAGCUGAAAAAAUCCUAGCAGAAGCUGCCAAACUGGUUCCCAUGGGAUUUACUACAGCCACAGAGUUUCACCAGAGACGCUCUGAAAUAAUACAGAUCAGUACAGGUUCCAAGGAGCUUGACAAGCUUCUCCAAGGGGGCGUUGAAACUGGUUCCAUCACAGAGAUGUUCGGUGAGUUUCGCACAGGAAAGACUCAGCUGUGUCACACUCUUGCUGUCACCUGUCAGCUUCCCAUUGAUAGAGGUGGUGGUGAGGGCAAGGCUAUGUACAUUGAUACAGAAGGAACCUUUCGUCCAGAACGUUUGCUUGCUGUAGCUGAAAGAUAUGGAUUAUCGGGAAGUGAUGUUCUUGAUAAUGUUGCUUAUGCCCGUGCCUUCAACACCGACCAUCAGACCCAACUCUUGUACCAAGCGUCGGCCAUGAUGGCAGAGUCAAGAUACGCCCUUCUUAUUGUGGACAGUGCGACUGCGCUCUACAGGACGGAUUAUUCUGGGAGAGGGGAGCUUUCAGCACGUCAGAUGCAUCUGGCACGCUUUCUUAGAAUGCUACUUCGACUCGCAGAUGAGUUCGGUGUUGCAGUCGUCAUCACAAACCAGGUUGUUGCCCAAGUAGAUGGAGCCGCCAUGUUUGCUGCUGAUCCCAAGAAGCCCAUUGGAGGAAAUAUUAUAGCACAUGCAUCAACUACACGGUUAUAUCUGAGGAAAGGCCGCGGUGAAACGCGUAUCUGCAAAAUCUACGACUCCCCCUGCCUCCCUGAAGCAGAGGCUAUGUUUGCAAUUAAUGCUGAUGGAGUGGGAGAUGCCAAGGACUGAGCUGCACAAAAUUCCUGCACUUCAGCACCAAACUUAAUGCAUUCACUUCUGAUAUGUCCUUCCUGCUAGUGGCUUGUGAUCACUCCUUAAUAUUUGGCAAACUUAAAGAUACAGGCAACACUGUUUAAGAAAAAUUCCUAUGCAAUGGGCAUUGUUUAGAGAUGCACAACAAACUGCCUGCUGCCAAGGAUGGAGGCCAACAACCAUCAGCAGUCUAUAUUGGUUUGUAUCCACCAAAGCAAAACUGCUUCAUCUAUUUACAAAUGCCUCUGUCUGUCAGGGUGAAACAUGCUGCUCCGGCCUCUGUUUCUAUAAAACAACACAUAAUAGUACAGGAGGCCGGGAUCCUGAACCACACGUAAGUAGUCUUCAAUGUACAAAGGCCUAAGACUUCAAGAUACUAACUGUCAUGUAGAAGCCUGGAAGUCAAUAGAACUCCUUUGGCAAAUGAAUGGUAUUGGAAAGGCGAAUUCUAACUAUUGGAAUCCUCCGAUCUACCAAGGAAUUAUUUCUGUGUCUGUAAUAUACAUGUUAUGAAUGUGUUUUUGAUGAGUUUCAAGAAGAUAUUUUUUUUUGUUUUUUAGUUAAAGGAUGUGAAUAAAUUGUAUAUAGAUGGAGAUGUUUAAAUAUAAGCUUCUAAAUCGCUUAUAGUAUUCCGUGAUCAUUAUUAUAAAGACUUUUUCUCAGAUGACGAGUUAAGCUGGCAACAGACGCAAAGAUCUGAUCGUACGAAUCAUCGAACAAUCGGACUUCCCCAUCUCCGACCUGCCACUAACCAUUCCGAUCAAAUAAAGUAGUAAAAGAACAGAUCAGCCGAUGUUCUGCCCCUGACAGUAAUCGUACGAAAGUUAUGUCCGACCAAAUCUAGUGACAGUCUCCCUCUGAAAAUCGUACAAUCGGCAAUAAAUGCAGCGAUAUUACCCGCAGCCGACAAAUCUUUUAACCUGUCCGAUCGACCAAAUGACCGAUCUCCACCACCAAAAAAUGUCGUGACUCUCCACACACGGUCCGAAAAUUGUACGAAUCCUCAAUUCGUACGAUCGGAUCUUUGCAUCUAUGGCCAGCUUUAUAUGGAAUGUAGUGAGUGCUGAAAUAACCCACAGUAUAAUGGUUGUCAUUAGGGAUGCACCGAAUCCAGGAUUAUGGUUUGGGAUUCUGCCUUUUUCAGCAGGAUUCGGAUUUGGCCAAAUCCGAAUCCUAAUUUGCAUAUGCAAAUUAGGGACCGGCAGGGUAAUCACGUGACUUUUUGUCACAAAACAAGGAAGUAAAAAAAUGUUUUACCCUUCCCAACCCUAAUUUGUAUAUGCAAAUUAAGAUUCGGUUCGGUAUUCGGCCCAAUCUUUCGUGAAGGAUUCGGGGGUUCGGCCGAAUCCAAAAUAGUGGUUUCAGUGCAUCCCUAAUAAACUAUGAAGCGGCUUAAAUGUUAAGUGUUAAUAUUAAAUAAAUGUUACCAAAGAUCCUUAGCAGAAUCCAUCCAGACUAUUUGUUAAACUACAAUUCUCACCGCAUGACAAGCAGAGGUUAUAGUCAAACAACAUGUGAUUAUUGAAUGCACUGGCUCAUUAUACACACAAGAUGCACAUUUAAUUUAGAUGGGGAUUUAAUUACUGGAAUGUGGGGUCAGAUGACAUCUGGAGGGCUUUAGAUCUGGUUUAAUUUAGAGGGAAUUUAGUAAAAUGAUAAUACUGUAAUUGAAGGUGUUUUUUAUUAAUCAAGCUGAGAAAUAUUUGGACCACAGAUCCCAUUUAAUUUGUACUGGCAUUAAAGUUAAGUUAUGGA
This is a messenger RNA of Xenopus laevis (African clawed frog), 2938 nucleotides long. RefSeq names its product RAD51 recombinase S homeolog (gene rad51.S). NCBI's taxonomy places the organism in Eukaryota, Metazoa, Chordata, Amphibia, Anura, Pipidae. The record is from RefSeq and is marked provisional. Gene Ontology annotation, biological process: mitotic recombination-dependent replication fork processing; DNA strand invasion; chromosome organization involved in meiotic cell cycle. Gene Ontology annotation, cellular component: condensed nuclear chromosome; nucleus; chromosome. Gene Ontology annotation, molecular function: DNA strand exchange activity; nucleotide binding; ATP binding.